This is a messenger RNA of Hypanus sabinus (Atlantic stingray), 1637 nucleotides long. It is a transcript of the gene tex9, whose product is annotated as testis expressed 9. The coding region runs from base 163 to 1332 and encodes 389 amino acids. Lineage: Eukaryota; Metazoa; Chordata; Chondrichthyes; Myliobatiformes; Dasyatidae. The transcript has 14 exons. The record is from RefSeq and is a predicted model, not a curated record.
ACGACGGAGACGCCAUGGAGAGUCGGCGGCGUCCGGUGGGCUCGAAUUCAAGUAUGGACCCAGAGCCAUCAAGAGUUCCUCAUAUGAUAACCAUUUAAUUCCUGGAAUCAUCCUUGUGAACCUCCUCUGGACUCUCUCCAAUGCCAGCACAUCUUUUCUAAGAUGAGCGGCCCUGAACUGUUCACAAUACUCAAGGCAAAGAAAGCUCUUUCCAGUAGACCUGGCUCCCUUCCAUCAGCUUCAGGAAAGAAAGCUCCUCCAGAUUUACUUGCUAAAGAAGAAGAGUACAAGAAAUUAAAUGCAGAGCUGGAAGCAAAAACAGCUGAACUGGUUCGGCAAGCUGAAGAAGUUAUGAAGGGACAAGAGGAAAUACUGUCUCAAUCAAGACCACAGUAUGAAACAACGGGACCACUGGACAAAGCAAAUCUGAGGGAAUUAUUUUCUUCUGAUGGAUCAAUUAUUGAAAAUGAAGUAACAAAGAACAAAAGUAAAAUUGGAUUGAGGAACAUAGAGCAAAGCAGAUCAUGUUCUGCAAAUAAAGGGAAGAAAAUUACAAGUGCUAAACAUAAAACUGUUGAAUUGCAUAUGGCUGACGAUGUUGCGGUUUUAGAGGACUUUUCCAAUUUCUCCCUUGCAAAGACAAUUAGCAAAAUUGAAGGUCAGCUGGAAGAUGGAGCUCCCGCUGAUACAGAAAAUGUGAUGCCCAGCACUGGCAAUGAAAUGAGCACAGAGGCUCAGAUACGAUUCCUGAAAGCAAAACUAAGAGUGAUGCAGGAGGAAUUGGAUAGACUAGCUCAUGAAUACAACAAGAAGGAUGAUGAAAAUAACACCUUGUCUAGUCGUGUCAGGGAGGCAGAAGAAGAACGCAACAGAUUACAGAAGACAACAAACAUCCAGCAGUCUCAGAUUGAGAAAUAUAAAAGUUUGGCGGAUGAGGCACAAAGAAAAAGUGAUGGUUUACAACAACAAGUGUUUUUUUUGCAAAAGGAAUUAGACAGCCAGAAAAGAGCCCAGAAGCAAUUUGCUACAAACCAUAGUGCCACAGAGGUUCGCCUGAACAGGGCAUUAGAAGAGGCUGAAAAAUACAAAGCAGAACUUAAUAAACUGAAGCAGAGUAAUAAGGACAUAACUAACCAAGAAAAACUAACGAUUGAUCAGCUGAAGACUGAAAACAAGAAGUUGGAGAAGCAGAAAACUGAGCUUAUGACUGGCUUUAAGAAACAAAUGAAGCUGAUAGACAUUCUAAAAAGGCAAAAGAUGCACAUGGAAGCUGCUAAGAUGCUGUCCUUCACAGAGGAAGAAUUUAUUAAAGCUUUGGAAUGGGGAAACUGAUUGGAAGGAAAGACAACAGAGUAAUAGGCUAAUAUGAUUGAACUCUUGAAACCAUUUGUGAUGUAUCACCAGGAGGACAUACAGGGCACUCACUACCUAUUUGUAAUGUCAACAGUUUUUGGAUCAAAUGCACAUGUGGAACCAGCUAUUCUAAGGUCUAAUACCUAAAAUAUGGAAGAGGACUUAGAUCAUUUGAAAAAGAAAAUAAAGCCCAUGUGGGCAUGCAGUCAAUGACUAUGCUGCCUGUUCCUUGAUUUUCCAUUAUAGAUUCUCCACAGAUCAACUAUGAAUGUAUUCCCCAUCAU